Amorphotheca resinae ATCC 22711 is the source of this 3740-nucleotide messenger RNA. RefSeq lists its product as hypothetical. The transcript has a single exon. The record is from RefSeq and is a predicted model, not a curated record. Lineage: Eukaryota; Fungi; Ascomycota; Leotiomycetes; Helotiales; Amorphothecaceae. Bases 127 to 3525 code for a protein of 1132 amino acids. Gene Ontology annotation, molecular function: monoacylglycerol lipase activity.
CUUAUGAUUGAUAAGAGAUCUUGAAAAUAAGACUUGUGCGCCAUGGCCUAAACACAAGAACCCCGAAACAAUCACCUCUGUCCCAUGCUUGCAUACGCAGGUGCCCAACCCUCCGACUAAAGCAAGAUGCUGCUCCUGUACCAGGCCGGGAGCGUCAAAAUCGGAGAGGUAGUCCGCUACACCGUGACCUACACACCGGCCCACGACCGCAUCCUCCCAUCUCCCGCGCGACUGCAUCUGAAGAUCAAGAACACAUCCGCGAUCGCGCUGCGCGCUGCUUUUGUGCAUGGGCCGUACACGCUGUACACGGCCGCGUACCCAGCGACCUUCAACCCGGACGAGAAAUUCGAGCACCCGCGGCGGUACGGGGUUCCCGAAUUCGAGCCCAACCUCAAAGCCGGAGGGACCUUCACCACCGAGCUGCUGGUUCCCGAGGAUGUGCAGAAGACGGCGGGCACGUCGCCGGCGCAUCGAGCGGCGGGCGCAGCAGAGGAGGACGGGAACGUGAAGAGCGUGAGCUGGAUCAUUGAGGUCACGUCGCAGGUCAUCUUCUCGACGUCGGCGGCGGUGCACUAUGAGAUCCUGCUGGCGAGGGAUCAGAAGAGCCUCUCGUUGGGCCUGGCGGCUGUGGGCGGAGCGGCUCCAACACCGGGCCAGGUCAGCGAUCAUCAGCAGAGUCAGGGAGCGAAGGAUAAACAUCACAAUGCGCUGCCGAAGGGGAUAUAUUCUAAAGCGAUCAGGUUAAGGGUGGAUGAUACAGCCAGUUUAUGGAAUACCCCCAGGAUGCCGCAGUGGGAUGAUGAGGGGAAGGAGAGGGUGGAAGAGGGCAAUAAGGAUGCGCCGGUGGAAAGUGUCACGGGAGAAACACACGGGGUAGAGAAUAAGAGACAGAGGAGGCAGAAAAAGGUUCAUCUGGUGUUAUUGACUCAUGGAUUACAUAGUAAUCUUGGAGCAGACAUGCUGUACUUGAAAGAGCACAUAGACGCCGCAGCAAAACAGGCGAAGAUAGAUGCGAGGGCGCGGAGAGCAAAGAGAAGGCAAGAGGAGCGCCAGAAGGCAUCUGGCGAUGCCACCAGCCACAAUGAUCAGGACGGAGCCGAGCGAAAAGGAGACGAUGGGAAUACAAAACCGCCGGCCGAGCAACUGGAGGACAAUACCGAUAUAGAUGAAGAUGAGGAGGAAGUCAUCGUGAGGGGCUUCUCCGGGAAUGCUGUACGAACAGAAAGAGGCAUCAAAUACCUCGGCAAGCGGAUGGCAAAGUACAUCUUGAGAAUGACAUACCCAGACCAGCCUUAUCUGCCGGUUACGAAGAAGUCUGCCGCUCAGGUCCUCUCUCAUGCCAUGAGGCCAGACCACCCGAAGGAAGUUGACGAGGGUAUUCCAAGCCAUCACCGUAGCACCAUAGAGAAAGAGCCAUAUCACGACAAGGAAUUGCCAUACAAGAUUACCAGCAUCAGCUUCAUUGGCCACUCUCUCGGUGGUCUAAUCCAAACCUACGCCAUAGCAUACAUCCAGAAACAUUCUCCUGAAUUCUUCGAUAUCAUCAAGCCGAUAAACUUUAUCGCCCUCGCCUCACCAUUCUUAGGCUUGAGUAACGAAAAUCCCCUGUAUGUCAAGUUUGCACUUGAUUUCGGGUUGGUUGGUCGUACCGGCCAGGACCUUGGUCUGACCUGGAGAGCACCUACGAUCGCCCGAAGUGGAUGGGGUGCUAUUGUCAGUAGUAUUAGUGAAGGCACACACAAGAAGACGGAGGAUGAGGAAAAGCCAGAGUCAAAACCUCUUCUACGAGUUCUACCUACUGGGCCAGCUCAUACUGUACUGAAAAAAUUUCGGAACCGGACAGUCUACUCCAACGUCGUUAAUGAUGGAAUCGUACCUCUGCGAACGAGUUGUCUGCUGUUUUUGGAUUGGCGGGGACUGGGCCGUGUGGAGAAAGCAAGAAGAGAGAAUGGCUUGGUGGGCACGAUGGCUGAAUGGGGUUGGGCUGAGCUCACUGGCCAGAAUUCGGCCUCGCCGAUGAGGUACACUUACUCGGACUUGGCGUCCACUGAUGAAGAGACAGACGACAAUACCCCAACUCGGCAAGGACACGGAGGUGAUGUGCCUCAGCCUCCUCCUACUGCUACCCGUGAUGAUGAUGCUAAAAGCUUGAGAGCUCUCAAAAAUGGGCGUCCAGAUUCUGCUGCCUCGUCUGCUGAUGACGAGGGCAGCGAUCUCCAUAGUCCAUCCAAGACAUCUCCAACGACUCGUACCAGUAGUCCUCUGGCGAGUCUCUUUGGAUUAUUCCGUCCUAGCCCUUCUCCCAAACCACACAAUGAUCAUCCGAAGCAUACGAAAAUCUACAAACGCAGCCAGACAAUCAAGGGUGGUAGCGAUCCCUCUGGAUCAACAGCAUCCACUUCAGACCCCCCAAAUGAGAGAUCCAAAGCGACCAGCGGUGACUCGGACCACGAAGACUUCGAUCGACUCUCUGCGCCCCCUAAAACGACUUUCUUCGAAUCUGCUGGCGACAUUCUUAAACCCCCCUUGCCGUCUGUUGAGUUUUUAACCAAUCCUGCUUCUCGUCCCAGGACGAUAUUCCAUGAUCGUGUCUACCACCCCGAAGAUAUCCCUCCGCCACCUCUCAAGAAGCGAUCCACCAGCGCUCUCACACAUAAGCAACGCUCGUCACCUAACACAGCCGGUGAUUCUUCGCCUAAAAGCGGUAUCUCGCGUCACAGCAGUUCCCUCUCCACGCGUGACUACGACGAUACGAAGCACACGAACCCCAACAAAGACCCUCGAGAAGUCGUCGAUGGCUCAGCAAUGAAAGUAGAAGAGAAGAUCGCUCGCGCUUACCACCGGGAGCUCUCAUGGCGCAAAGUGCUAGUUCGGCUGGAGCCGGACGCGCACAACAACAUGAUCGUCCGGCGCAUGUUCGCAAACGCCUAUGGAUGGCCGGUCGUCAAGCACCUCUGCGACACGCACUUCAGCGACAGCGUCGCGGCCACGACGCCCGACUCGGACGAGACGAACGAGGAGCGCGCUAAAGAUUACAACGAGGCCCCCGACUCGGGCGGUAACGAAAUCAAAGAUACCGAACCCAGCCACCCUAAACCUCUCAGCCGAACCGCCUCCGAAGCGCACGAAGCUCUCGACUCCGUCCCGGCACUAAACCCCGUGUCCAAACCCGGACAUCUCAGCAAUAGCAGCAACAGCAACGUCUCCCCUAGAAAAGGCAGCAGCAGCAUCCGCGCGGCCCAGCAAUCAGCCACGGGAGACCUCGAUGCCUGGCACGAGCGCUACUGGGAGGAUAGCGCGGGCGACAGCGAUGAAGAAUACUACGAAGAACAAGCCGUCGACGACGAGGACGGGAGGCGGCGCGGCGAGCCGGAUAAUAAUAAGAAAACUACUACUAGUACUGGUGGUGGUUGGAAUUGGACCGAAGUCAUCGCUGGAAGGGGAUUAUCUCAGAGUCCGAAAGGGAUUAAAGAUGCCAGUGCUGGUGGUCAAACUCAGCAUGGUAGCGGUGCCGCUUCAUCAUGAUUCAUGGCUUGGUUUUGAUUGGUUGAGAAGGUUGAGAAGGUUGUUUAAUAGAGAGAUUUGAAAAGAAAGAGGUUUUGGGGGAAGAGGGAAUGAAUGAAUAGCAUGAGGUACUAGAUGAGGUACUAGCUAAGCUAAGGUGCUUAGAUAUGGUGUAAUGAAUGUUUGCCUUGAAUGAAUGAAUAGACAGACAUAUGUAGAGCUUGGAGCUUGGAGCU